Molecule: messenger RNA, 2647 nt
Organism: Elaeis guineensis (African oil palm)
Lineage: Eukaryota; Viridiplantae; Streptophyta; Magnoliopsida; Arecales; Arecaceae
Product: cryptochrome-1
Biological process (GO): circadian regulation of gene expression; blue light signaling pathway; entrainment of circadian clock by photoperiod
Cellular component (GO): nucleus; cytoplasm
Molecular function (GO): deoxyribodipyrimidine photo-lyase activity; FAD binding; DNA binding
Source: RefSeq, a predicted model, not a curated record
GAAGAAAGCAACAUGAUAAUGAAAGAAAAACCACUCAUCCAACCAGAACCAAAAAAGAAAAAAAGAAAAGAAAAGAAAAAAUCAAAACCAAUCAUCCCAAUCCCCACAUCCAUUUGGCUGAAGCCUUCCCCCACCAGAAAAGAAAGAGAGAGGGGGGAAAAAAGGAAAAAGGAGAAGAACCAUCACAGCCAAGCAGCCUUUUGCUACCUGCAGCCCCCACUUCCCCUGCAGCAUGGUGCAAGUUGUAACAUGAUCUGAUCUUCCACUACUCCCAUUUUGUUGGGAGGAAGAAAGAAGGCAUACAGAGACACACCAUAGAAUGAUGCAUGGUGGUGUUGGUAACAGCAGCAGCAGCAACAGGAGCAUAGUAUGGUUCAGAAGGGAUCUGAGGGUGGAGGACAACCCAGCACUAGCAGCUGGGGUGAGGUUUGGGGAGGUGGUGGCAGUGUUCAUCUGGGCCCCUGAGGAGGAGGGUCCCUACUUCCCUGGGAGGGUGUCAAGGUGGUGGCUCAGCCAGAGCCUCCUCCACCUGGACUCCUCCCUCAGGAACCUUGGCACCUCCCUCAUCACCAAGAGGUCUUUUGACACUGCCUCCACCCUCCUAGAGAUUGUCCACUCCACUGGUGCCACCAAUCUCUUCUUCAACCACCUCUAUGAUCCUCUGUCUCUUGUCAGGGACCAUCGUUUGAAAGAACUUCUGACGGCUCGAGGCAUAACGGUCCGUUCAUUCAACGCGGAUUUGCUCUAUGAACCAUGGGAAGUUUAUGAUGACAAUGGCAGACCAUUCACAACUUUUGCACCUUUCUGGAAUAAAUGCCUUAGCAUGCCUUAUGAUCCAGCAGCACCAUUACUUCCACCCAAAAGAAUAACAACAGGUGAUGUAUCAAUGUGCCCCUCAGAAACUCUGGUCUUUGAGGACGAGUCUGAGAAAGGAAGCAAUGCUCUUCUUGCUCGAGCAUGGUCACCAGGAUGGCGUAAUGCUGAUAAGUCCCUGACUGCGUUUAUUAAUGGGCCACUCAUUGAGUACUCUAUCAAUAGGAAGAAAGCAGACGCUGCGACUACAUCUCUUCUUUCUCCUCAUCUACACUUUGGGGAGCUAAGUGUCCGCAAAGUCUUUCACCUUGUCCGCAUGAAGCAACUUGUGUGGACUAAUGAGGGAAACAAAGCAGGUGAAGAGAGUUGCAACUUGUUUCUCAGAUCUGUCGGUCUUCGCGAGUACUCCAGAUACCUGAGUUUCAACCACCCAUGCAGUCAUGAAAGGCCUCUUUUAUCUCACCUUAGGUUCUUUCCUUGGGUGAUCGAUGAGGGUCAUUUUAAAGCUUGGAGACAAGGUAGAACAGGCUAUCCUCUGGUAGAUGCUGGUAUGAGAGAGCUUUGGGCAACUGGCUGGCUGCAUGACAGGAUACGUGUGGUGGUAUCCAGUUUCUUUGUGAAGGUCCUGCAACUUCCUUGGAGGUGGGGGAUGAAGUAUUUCUGGGAUACACUAUUAGAUGCUGAUCUUGAAAGCGAUGCCCUUGGCUGGCAGUAUAUUUCUGGGACUCUUCCCGAUGGUCGCGAGUUGGAUCGCAUUGAUAACCCUCAGUUUGAAGGAUACAAAUUCGAUCCAAACGGGGAAUAUGUGCGCCGCUGGCUUCCUGAGCUGGUCAGGUUGCCAACUGAAUGGAUACACCACCCAUGGGAUGCACCUGAACCUGUGUUACAAGCUGCAGGAAUUGAACUGGGUUCCAAUUACCCUCUUCCCAUUGUAGAAAUAGCUGCAGCUAAAGCCAGACUGCAAGAAGCUCUCGCAGAGAUGUGGCAACUUGAAGCUGCAUCAAGAGCUGCAAUAGAGAAUGGAACAGAAGAAGGCCUUGGCGACUCCUCAGAGCUGCCGCUGAUUGAUUUUCCUGAAGAAAUGCAAUUGGAAGUGCACCUUGAACCAUUAAGGAUUACUAAUAAUUCCCCAGCUGUAGACAGGAGACAUGCAGAUCAGAUGGUUCCUAGCAUGACUUCUUCAAUAGUUAGAGUUGAGGAAGAGGAAGUUUCUACAGAUGUAGGAAACAAUGCUGGAGAUAGCAGACAGGAAGUGCCAUCAAAUGUAAAUUUCGAUGCGGAGCCUGAAAGAGAAGAAAUCAAUGGAGGUGGCCUUCGAACGGCGAGGGAUAAUGUUGUUCAACAUUUUAGUCCAGCCAGGCUGCAGAUACCUGCGCAGUCCACGGCGGAUUCGUCGAGUAGCUGGACAGAAAGAGAUGGUGGUGUGGUUCCAGUUUGGUCCCCUCCAACAGCAUCUGGCCGUUCGGAGCAAUUUGUGGCUGAUGAUACUGGCAUUGCGAGCAGCAGCUAUUUGCAGAGGCAUCCUCAAUCUCACCAACUGAUAAAUUGGAGGCAGCUUUCACAGACUAUCUUGCAUGACAGGACAAGAACUUGGGAGUUGGAGAAUGCGGUGCCGAAUGCUAUUGGGUAAUCCAUAAACUCCAUAAUAGAAGAUAACUCAUGCAAAUUAGUUGGUCUUCUCUCUUUGUAGCUUUAUCUACAUAUAAGCAUCAUACUUUCUGAAUGUUAAUUUGAGCAGACAAUCAAAAUCUCUGCUUCUGCUGUGCCAUAUAGUUUGUUGCAUAAUAAUUCAUAAGAGGACUGUAUUAUUCAUCAGAUCACCUGAAUUUUCUAA